CUUGCCGAUUCUACGGAUGACCAGCGUUGGUACCGAGAUUGGAAAACGCUUCGGAAACAGAUCAUGUCCAGUAGUAAUCGUACCGCAUCGUGAACAGCAUUACCUCAAGCAGAGAAUAUGUAUUGCUUAGGUUUUCUUUGACAGUGAUUUUAUUCAAUCCAGAUACCGUUAUUGGCAAAUUAUAUGUGAAGUGUGAAAAGUUACUCUGUGGUUCGUAACGGAUUUAGAAUUUUCCAAAUGCCCAAAAAGAAGCGUGCAAAGUCACCUAAUUUGGAUUUACUGGACGAUGGAUUUGACGAUGAUUUAAGCUCUAAUGACGACAAACCUGGCACCCCUAUCCAGCGCAAUGCGGCUAACGCUCGAGAGCGAGCCCGAAUGCGGGUUCUCUCGAAGGCAUUUUUCAACCUCAAACGCAACAUCCCAUGGGUUCCGGUGGAUACAAAGCUAUCGAAGCUGGACACACUUCGACUGGCUAAAAACUACAUCAACUACCUGGCGGCCACUCUGGACGGCCAAUCAGUGGAGGAUUUUUCCACCAACUUGGCGCAACCACCAAAAACGGCGUGGCCCUUCAUUUUCCAGCCGGUGCAAGCUCACGAGCCUGCAAAAUCAAAACUAGUGUCUGUGGCGACCAGCAACUCGGAGAAGUGGCCCAGCCGAUCUUGCAACAGCGCAACGACACCGGCCGAAAGCAGUAUCAAAUCACAACAGCGCUUCACGCCUUCGAAGACAGCAGCAACCACAUCUGCCGGCGGAUCGUUUUCCAUGGAGGAGAAUAUUGUUGAAUCGAGAUCCUUGGGAUUGAAUCAUCCACAUCAUCAUCUCCAUCAGGGUCACACAAUCAUACACCAUAUGCAGCAGCAGCAGCAUCAUCAUCACCCUCAUCUGGUCGCGCCUGGUGUCGACACUGUCAGUCAUUUGUCUAGUUAUUCACAUUCUCAUAUUUUGGCCGCAGCGAUGAGCAAUGAUUAGCAACUUUGAUUUUAGGUCCUACCUAGUGCUACCGAAAUCGUACUUUUUAGUUUUUUAAUGAAUGCGAGGAAAUGUUUAAGCCACAAAGUAUUAUUUAUGACUACAAUUAUAAUUGAGCAAAUAAAUUUGUAUCCUAUAUGGGUAUGUAUAUAAAGAACUUAUAAAAAACGGUUUGUUUAUUUUGUUGAAUUUCACAAACACUUGUUUUAGUAGUUUCGUCAUGGUGAAACCAAACUAAAAUAUGCUAAAACAACAAUGUUUGAUUUUAAUGAAUUUUAGUUGUUCGAUUAAGAUUGCUCACUAUUAUAUUUAUAUAUUCACAAAAAUUAGUAUACAGCCAAAUAAGGAGCAAAUUUUUUAUUCAAACCUGAACAUAAUUUAUUUUCACCAAAAUAAAAUUAUCUGAUUUUUUUAACAAUUGUAUGAUCUUAAACAUUGUUUAGAACAGAUGAGAUAAAAUUAAAAUUAUAAAGUCCAAAUUUCAGAUCACAAAAUUAAGUACAGUUUAUAAAAAUGAAUAAAAUAUCAAAUUUCUUCGUUUCUACUAAAUAGUUAGUAUCAUUACUACUUGGUAGGAUAUUCUUUUGAUUUUAUGACGGCUUUCAUUCACGAUGGCAUUGAAUUUACCAAAUUUACCGUAACAUCUGGUCCAUUUUGACCCAUUCUUUUUUUUCAAAAAUCCACUGAGUUUAUGUUUUUGUAUUAUGUUAUGUUAUUUGUCGAUCUAGAUGAUCCCACAAUUGUUCGAUGACAUUCUUAUCCGGUGUUUUAAGUUGUGUUCUGGCAUUCGAGAGAAGCCUUGACAAUCAGAGCAUCAUACCAAAUACAAAUUUGU
Topomyia yanbarensis is the source of this 1807-nucleotide messenger RNA. RefSeq names its product basic helix-loop-helix transcription factor scleraxis (gene HLH54F). Gene Ontology annotation, molecular function: protein dimerization activity; DNA-binding transcription factor activity, RNA polymerase II-specific; RNA polymerase II transcription regulatory region sequence-specific DNA binding. The record is from RefSeq and is a predicted model, not a curated record. NCBI's taxonomy places the organism in Eukaryota, Metazoa, Arthropoda, Insecta, Diptera, Culicidae. Bases 238 to 972 code for a protein of 244 amino acids. The transcript has 3 exons. Gene Ontology annotation, biological process: developmental process; regulation of transcription by RNA polymerase II.